AUGCUCCCAACAGAAUGGCGGAGAUCUCCUGCUGGCCUUGCGCUUCGCAAAGAAGUGGAGAAGUCGCGCCUGAGGCUCACCGUCGCCCUGAACAAGCGUGAUGCUGACGUUCGUGAUAAGGUCGAGCUCGAAGGGAGCAAAGAGGAUGAGGAUAUCCCAGAACACAUCGCACACGCCACCGCAAAGCUCGAAAACACAAGCAACAUGUUGAAGCUCUUCGACUAG
Macroventuria anomochaeta is the source of this 225-nucleotide messenger RNA. RefSeq lists its product as uncharacterized. The record is from RefSeq and is a predicted model, not a curated record. NCBI's taxonomy places the organism in Eukaryota, Fungi, Ascomycota, Dothideomycetes, Pleosporales, Didymellaceae. The transcript has 2 exons. Bases 1 to 225 code for a protein of 74 amino acids.